AACCAAUCAACUGGAAGGAACACAAAUUAACAAGCACAGAUGAUAACUUGGUGCGGCAUCUACGGUAGCGACUAAACUGCCUUAUAGCCGGCUGCCGAAAGCCAUUCCGUUCCAUUUCAAAGGCCAGAGGGAAGGGGAUGAUGAUGGUUCAAGUACCAAUACGUUUCCGGCCGCCUCCACGGCCCACCGUCGACAAACUGCUCCUGGCAAUGCGUUUUAGAGCCUCCGCCGCCAUCAGGGAAGCUUUUCCGUCCUUUUUGCCGGCGCAAGUGCAUGAUAUCAAAGACCCAUUUGCUAGGAAGUUGGCCGCCAGGAUUGAGAGGCUCCCUGUCCAGCUGGCACAGGUUAGUUUCUCUGAGGGUGCUAUCAUGAGUAGUUGUGUGAAGCCCUUGCUACAGACUGACUCAAAUCCAGUGGUUCUCUUGCACGGUUUUGACAGUUCCUGCUUAGAAUGGAGAUACACACUUCCACUGCUUGAGGAGGCUGGUUUGGAGACCUGGGCAGUGGACAUUCUUGGUUGGGGCUUCUUGGAUCUGGAGGGGGAGCUUCCUUUAUGUGAUGUGGCUGCCAAGCGUGAUCAUCUUUAUCAGUUUUGGAAGUCCUAUAUCAGAAGGCCAAUGCAGCUAGUUGGACCAAGCCUUGGCGCUGCAGUUGCAAUUGACUUUGCCUUCCAUCAUUCAGAAGCUGUUGAGAAACUGGUACUGAUUGAUGCAAGUGUUUACUCAGAAGGCACCGGCAACAUGAAGACGUUACCAAAAGUAGUAGCCUAUGCUGGGGUUUAUUUGUUGAAGAGCAUCCCACUGCGUUUCUAUGCGACAUAUUUGGCCUUCAAUGGUUUACCAUUCAAUACCUGCUUAGACUGGACUAAUGUGGGCCGUCUACAUUGCCUUCUGCCUUGGUGGGAGGAAGCUUCUGUGGCUUUUAUGAAUAGUGGAGGUUAUAAUGUCAUCUCUCUGAUAGAAAAGGUAAAGCAAAAGACGCUUAUUGUAUGGGGUGAGGACGAUCCAAUUAUCAGCAACAAAGUUGCCAUGAAGUUGCAGCAUGAACUGCCAAAUGCAACCGUGCUCCAAGUGCCAGACUGCGGCCAUAUACCUCAUGUGGAGAAACCCAGCAUCGCUGCGAAGUUGAUUGCAGAAUUUUGUCGAGAUGAUUGCAAGUUAGAGGUUCAUCUAGCAUCAGGGUAUUAGAUGCCUCCUCUCUUUCUAUGUCGACAUAUUUCAAGCCAAACUUGUGAUUCUUGUGAAUAUUGGCAAUGAAUCAAUGAUUUCUGAGUUCAAGGUAGUGACAGAUCUUUUUCUUUCUUUCU
This is a messenger RNA of Diospyros lotus (date-plum), 1306 nucleotides long. RefSeq lists its product as uncharacterized. Gene Ontology annotation, molecular function: catalytic activity. The record is from RefSeq and is a predicted model, not a curated record. NCBI's taxonomy places the organism in Eukaryota, Viridiplantae, Streptophyta, Magnoliopsida, Ericales, Ebenaceae. Bases 138 to 1187 code for a protein of 349 amino acids. The transcript is spliced from 10 exons.